GGGGUCCUAGUCACCAUGGAGGACCCGCUUCUGGAAGAGACCAAGGAGCAGCUGGAUUCGGCAAAAGAGAGGAGUCGCAGUGCAGGAGGCGACAUCCGCCAUCUGGGGGCCCUGCAGUGCACCCGCUGCCUCAUCACCUUCGCCAAUUCCAAGUUCCAGCAGCGCCACAUGAAGCGGGAGCACCCAGCCGACUUCGUGGCCCAGAAGCUGCAGGGGGCGCUCUUCAUCUGCUUCACCUGCGCCCGCUCCUUCCUCUCCUCCAAGGCCCUGAUCGCCCACCAGCGCAGCCACAGUCCUGCUACCAGGCCCUCCCUGACGGUUGCACCCACCAUUGCCCAGACCACCUUCCCCUGCCCUGAUUGUGAGACCUUUGGGCAGGCCACUUCUCUGAGGUGGCACCGCCAGGUGCAUGAAGCUCGCUUCCCUCCUGGCCCCUGUGCCUGCACUGAAUGUGGGCAGGACUUUGCCCAGGAAGCUGGGCUGCAUCAACACUACAUCUGGCGCGCCCGUGGGGACCUCUGAGUGCAGCUUCAGCCCUCCCCAGGGCAAAGGGGGCUCUGUGGUUGGUGGGACCUACCUUUAAUAAUGGGAUGGGCCCUUGGAGGAGUUUGCUGGAAAGGCAAAGGGCUCCUGAUAAACAGAACCCAGAAUAUGCUCUUUAGAGCUUCAGUCCUUGGAGGACAGAAGGCCUUCGGUGAAAUAAGACAAUCGUGAGAUCUUUUGUUAAAAAAUAUAUGUAAGAGGGAAAAUUAUUUUUAUCUCCCUCAUUCCCACUUAAGUGGUUUGAAAUCACAAGCAGCUGUAGAUUGUGUAAGCACCUUUAAUUCUUCCCAGAUGGAUGCCAUGGACCGUAGGAGCAAAUUGCCCUGGCUUUGUGCCUGACUGGGGGCCGGGAAGGUGAGUGUUGCUGGCCUGUGAAGCCACCAGAUGGGUCCCAGACAUGGAGCAGCUCCAGCCUUUGGGGACGGGCAGCAAAGUUAGGAGCUGUUCUGAGUAAUGUGGGGGUGCAGUUCAAAUCUGUCGUCUCCAGACCCUCUCCCAGCCUUUCCCACUCGAGGGGCCAUGGCAUUGGGUGGCUUUGUCCUCCCACCCCAGAUAAUUUAAAUAAUUUUAUGCACCAUUUUGGUCAUGGGAUAUUUUGUAUAUGUUAGGUGACAUGAAUAAACUAACAGAAAUAGUAUCUAAAAACAGAAAAGCUCUACAUUAAGAUAGCUAAACAAGGAACUCUGGUUUUUCAGCAGAAAUCCCCAGAGUACAUAAGAAGGGCAUGAGGAGGGGGGUCUCAGGCCGUAGCCCUGUGAGGAAACUGGUUUGGAAUCAAACAGAGAUACCUUCUGUUUCCUGUUGUAUUUGGCCAACAUUGGGAGAUUUCCCAUUAAGAUCCUAUUUUCAGCUCUUGAAAAGCCCAUCCUCAGCUGAGUGGCCAAUUUAACUCCUUGCAUUACCUGCCCUGCCCCUAGACCAGGGGUGGGCAAACUUUUUGACUCGAGGGCCACAAUGGGUUCUUAAACUGGACCGGAGGGCCGGAACAAAAGCAUGGAUGGAGUGUUUGUGUGAACUAAUAUAAAUUCAAAGUAAAUAUCAUUACAUAAAAGGGUAUGGUCUUUUUUUUUUUUUUUUUAAGUUUUAUUCAUUUCAAACAGGCCGG
Molecule: messenger RNA, 1648 nt
Organism: Myotis daubentonii (Daubenton's bat)
Lineage: Eukaryota; Metazoa; Chordata; Mammalia; Chiroptera; Vespertilionidae
Gene: ZNF576
Product: zinc finger protein 576
Source: RefSeq, a predicted model, not a curated record